Knipowitschia caucasica is the source of this 381-nucleotide messenger RNA. The record is from the annotation of a GenBank genome assembly. Lineage: Eukaryota; Metazoa; Chordata; Actinopteri; Gobiiformes; Gobiidae.
AUGGUGAAACAGUUUGUGGUUCAGUUGGAGUGUCCGCGCAUCGUUGCCGCCAUCUUCAUCUGUGGCAUCGGUGGAACCUUCCAGUACGGGACCAGUAUCUCCUCACUGACCUCUCCUGCUGCAUUCAUCCAGGACCUGGUGAACAGCAGCUGCAGGGAGCGCUAUGGCCUGGUCCUGCACCAGGAGCAGAUCUCUCUCAUCUGGUCCUUCAUAGUGUCUGUCUUCUGCAUCGGAGGACUGGUCUCUGCGCUUUUCACCAACGCUCUGCUGUCGAGGCUUGGGAGGUCAGCACCUCCUUCUGCUGGACACAUCUGUAACCUGCACCUCCUUCUGCUGGACAAAUCUGUAACCUACACCUCCUUCUGCUGGACACAUCUGUAA